AUGAUCGUUUGGCCGGAACAAGCCGUGGUUGGAAAAGGUAUGGGCGACUCGCGACUACUUGAAUUUACGUCAAGCAAACACAGCAAUUCCAAGGCGAUAGAUGUAAGGUUUUGUCAUCUUUCUCCUCUUUCUCUCUCUCUUUCUCUUUCUCUCUCUCUCUCUCUCUCUCUCUCUCUCUCUCUCUCUCUCUACUCAUCUAUUUUAUUUUUUCUUUAUUUCUUUAUCCCUCCCGCUCUUUUAUGUUCAGUUCAUAUCUAUCUAUCUAUCUAUCUAACACAGUCUGUUCAUCUGCGUCUGUUUAUUUAUCGAAUUAUAUAUCUAUCACCGAAUUUUCCUGUCUGCCUAUCUAUCUAUCUAUCUAUCUACAAUAAUCUUUUCAUAUCUAUCUAUCUAUCUAUCUAUCUAUCUAUCUAUCUAUCUAUCUAUCUAUCUAACACAACUCUUCUUCUUUUUCUCUUCCUUCGACCACGUUUACGAAGCUCUUCUUUCUUUCUUUCUUUCUUUCUUUUUUUAUUUAUCCCCUCCUCAAAUCGACUUUGUUAA
Acanthosepion pharaonis is the source of this 543-nucleotide messenger RNA. The record is from the annotation of a GenBank genome assembly. Lineage: Eukaryota; Metazoa; Mollusca; Cephalopoda; Sepiida; Sepiidae.